ACUUAGUAGCAAAAGUGGGAUAGUUUAACACUCAACACUCAAUCUGUGGCUCAAGUCGUAGUUACUACUGAUACGUUACAUGCUUAGCACUAAGAUGUACAAUUGGAAAAUCUACUUAUCCCCGCGUGAUUGAAGCAACAUAGCUUAUCUUUGAUAACUAUCAGCUAGUCCAAGCUUUAUCAGCCUUCGGUUUCGUACUCUGCCGUCUCAGGUAGCACGCUAUCGCAAUCGUACUUUGAACACCCCUUGAUUCUUCUAUCGAUUCCAAAAAACCGAGAGCCGUAUAACAAUGAAUGGAGGAAAUAGCACAUACUCAAUCUUUUCGUAGUGUAGGCCAAAAUUCUGGACCAACACUAGAGACAUGAACGCAUUUGUCGUCAUAUAGUGCGUAUAGAAUCUGUGUGCAUAGUGCACGAUUGUUACACCAUUUGAAUGGUGGUCAUGCUAAUUCAGUGAAUUCGAUUGCACAACAACACCGCUUUGAUAUUGGUGGAUCAUGUAGGUUGGUUGUUCUUCUUAUCCGGCAACGACAGCCUUCGAGCGGUCUUGGCCUGAAACAGAGACAAUGUUAACCUUCGGUUGCUUUAUUUUUUUAUCUGAGAAGAACGGACCGAGCCGUAUUUAUGUUGCUUGUUGUAACCACGUGAUUUUUACGAACCGCGUUGUUGGUACAGUGCUAACCCCCGGCACGGCGGUAACCAAACUAAUUGAAUUAGUUGUUGAGGCAUCUCGGGAAUCGAACCCAUGGUCAGCUGCGUAGUGGUCAACCAUCAACGAGCGUUACCGAUUUGUUCAGCAAGAAAAACCCAUUUAAAUAGCAAAAUACAACUGAACAAAAUGCUCGCGAUGGGUGUGUUGUCGCAUAUGCAGAACUCGAUGAAUAAUUACAAAUUGUGAAAUUGGAAAAUGUUACGAACAAUCAGUGAAAGCAACGAGUUUAAAGUGCAUGAGACAAGACAAUUCUUUGGAGCCAUGUGAUUUUUAUUCCUUUUGUGUUUUUUUAUGCAAUUGGACGUAAUAUCGAUGUCUCAAGGUUGGUGUCUGACGUGAAUUCCAUGACUAUGACGAGAUGCAGCUUUUGGAUAUUCGACCAUUGAACAUAGAAAAAAUGAUGAACUUCUGCUUUUUUAUCCGGGCAACUAUAACGACCAACAGUUCUGUCCUGCUAUAGAUAAUUCAUCCAUAGGUCGCGUUCGAGCACCAUUGUUCGCCAACUCGUCAUACUGGUCGGCCUCGUUUCAUCUCAAAUGGGGUCUACGACGUCGAGACGAGACAAAUUACCUUUGCCCCAAAAAAUAGGCUUCAGUUUCUUUUUUUUAUCAUUGGGCAACAACCGGAAUCAUAAUACCAAAAGCAUGGAGCGUCGAAAACGGUUUAUUGAUUGUAAUUGCACUAUCGCUAAUUGCCCGUUCGGUCAGUGAUAUCUGGAUGAUACAAAAUGCGACGGCCAUUGAGAGCACCAUCAUCACUAUGAAUAAGAGGCUGUUUCGAACAGCGUUGGUGAAGUACCUAUCUGCGUUGCCUGCAAUUGCUGUCGUUAACAACGUUUUGAAAUGGAGUAUAGGCGAGCUAAAGCUUCGCUUCCGGUCCAAUCUUUCACAAUACUUAUACAACGAAUACCUCAAAGGAUUUACCUACUACAAAAUGUCCAACCUCGACAACAGGAUAGCUAAUGCCGACCAACUGCUGACGACCGAUAUCGACAAGUUUUGCGAGAGUGUUACCGAUCUUUACUCGAACAUCUGCAAGCCUCUGUUGGACAUUGUGAUUUACGUGUAUCGGUUAACAACCAACUUGGGUGGAACGACGCCCGGCAUAUUGCUCCUGUACCUGUUCUUCUCCGGCAUGUUUCUGACCAACUUGCGCAAACCUACCGGCCGACUAACUGUGAUGGAGCAAAAGCUCGAGGGUGAAUUCCGCUAUGUGAAUAGUCGGUUAAUAACUAACUCGGAAGAGAUCGCUUUCUACCGCGGUAACAACCGAGAAAAAUUGACGAUUCUGUCUAGCUUCAACAAACUCGUCGCACACUUACGCAAGUUCCUCGAAUUCCGUGUCGGCAUGGGAAUCGUCGAUAACAUGGUCGCUAAAUACAUUGCGACGGUUGUCGGGUUUUAUGCGGUGUCAUUACCGUUUUUCGAGAAAGAUCAUCCGCUUCUGACUGGAAGCCAACAUAGCGAACGUUUAAGCCGCUACUACACGUUUGGUCGAAUGUUAGUUAAGCUGGCGGAGGCGAUCGGUCGGUUGGUUCUGGCUGGUAGGGAAAUGUCCAGACUUGCCGGAUUCACAGCUCGUAUGACCGAACUGACCAUGGUUCUGAAGGACUUGAACUCAGGCCGGUACGAGCGCACAAUGGUGAGCUCGGGUAUUGUCGACGUUGAUAUUGGACCAGGGUUUGGCUUGGUGAAGUUUCAGGAUAACUUUAUCAAGUUUGAGCACGUACCCUUGGUAACACCGAAUGGAGACGUACUAGUGAAGGACCUAACAUUCGAGGUCAAGUCAGGUAUGAACGUGCUAGUGUGUGGUCCGAACGGUUGCGGUAAAAGCAGCCUAUUUCGUAUACUUGGAGAGCUGUGGCCAACGUGGGGUGGCAAGGUGACCAAACCACCGGCCGGCAAACUAUUUUACAUACCACAGCGUCCCUAUAUGACGCUGGGCUCACUGCGUGAUCAGAUUAUCUAUCCGCACACGUACCAAGAGAUGAAGCGCCGCGGGAAAACGGAUGCCGAUCUAUUAAAUUAUCUCGAGUUAGUACAACUUUCAUACCUGCAAGUACGUGAGAAGGGUCUGGACGCUAUCGAGGAUUGGAUCGACGUGCUGUCAGGUGGCGAGAAGCAACGUAUUGCGAUGGCUCGCCUCUUCUACCAUAAUCCACAGUUCGCCAUCUUGGACGAGUGCACGUCCGCCGUUUCAGUUGAUGUCGAAGGUAGCAUGUAUCAGUACUGUCGAAAAGUCGGCAUCACGCUGUUUACUGUGUCGCACCGAAAAUCUCUUUGGACACACCAUGACUACUACCUCAAGUUUGAUGGCCACGGAGCUUAUGAGUACGGACCGAUCGACAGCAGCAAAGAUCAGUUUGGAUCGUAAUAAGCGCGUUCAAUUACCAUUCCUCCGCUGAGUUUUUCAAGCUUUCAGCCGAAUCAACAAUUCUUUGCGAAAACGAAACAAAAGGUGAUAUAGCGAAACAGGCUUGUGAUGUAAGAAGGGCAGAGAACACCGAACCGGUAACUGGUUCCACGGCACCACAGUUGUACGCAGGCUAAUGAAACUAACUAAAAAGGAUUUGCGGGUAGGUUUGGUGGUAUGUGAGGAAUAUGAGACGACUCUGGAUUAUAAGAUAACCAUCGCAUAUUAGUGUUGUUUUACAGUCAGCAGUAGAAGUAUAAUCAUCAAUUUGUUAACUUACCAUUCUUAUGUAGCACGCUUUUAUGUGCAUUCAAAUUGUGAUGUCUGCUUUGAAAGGUUUCUAAUUUCGAUAUUUACAAUUAUAACAAAUAGUGCGCACAAUGUUUGAAAAUGAAACGGUUUUUUUCUUAGAGUGUUUAGAUUAUUUACUAUUCAUUUGGUGCUGGGGUGUAGGAAGAAAUUUACAUGUUAAGGAGUAAUUCCUUAUAUUUUCGCGCCCGUCAAAGCGGCAAUCGCGUUAAGGCAACAAUUGUUUCCGAAAUUCUUGUUUUGUUAUUCAUCAGUUCAUCGGUAGCUAGCUAUUGACGGACACAUGGCAUACAUUGGUAGGUGUUUGUAUUUCAUUAACCAACCGAAGAUAGUCAUCAUUGAUUUUAGAAAAAAACUGCGAUUGCGUUACGUACUACCGUUAUAGAGCGAAAAAUAUAAAAACACAACAAAAA
Anopheles bellator is the source of this 3845-nucleotide messenger RNA. RefSeq names its product ATP-binding cassette sub-family D member 3 (gene Pmp70). NCBI's taxonomy places the organism in Eukaryota, Metazoa, Arthropoda, Insecta, Diptera, Culicidae. Bases 1429 to 3084 code for a protein of 551 amino acids. The record is from RefSeq and is a predicted model, not a curated record. Gene Ontology annotation, biological process: fatty acid beta-oxidation; very long-chain fatty acid catabolic process; peroxisome organization. Gene Ontology annotation, cellular component: peroxisomal membrane. The transcript has 7 exons. Gene Ontology annotation, molecular function: ATP binding; ATP hydrolysis activity; ABC-type transporter activity.